GGCAGACGGAUCACGGCGACCGCGUCCGCGUCCGGCAGGAGAAACUAACAAGGAUGCGGCUUAAAAUAGAAAUAUACACCCCACACCAGUCCGAAUGACCUCUCUUGCAACUGACAACCCUUUAAGGAAGAUACACUGCAGUGGUUAAAAAUGACCAGUUAAAGAACACAAACGCUGUACCUGGACUAUUACGUAUUUUUUUUCUAAGUGCCUCGGAAAAAAAGUAACAUUAUUCCAGAAUUUGAGGGCAUCACUAUCAACAGCAGAGAAACAAAGCCUUCCCUGUGUAAUUCUGGUAUUAGGGCGUAUUCUUUUCCCAAACUAAAAUCCGUAUAAAAGCCUGACUAGACACUGUUGAAUGCAACCAACGGGAGCCUGUAUGAGAAAUGCCGUGGAGUCUAUGAAGUCUCCGUUUCAGUCUUGUUUUGUGCAUUUUUCCAGGUUUGUUGGAGUCCAGCUGGUCUUUGCACGCCGUUACAUGGACCUUGGGUACAGCGAAUAUCUAAAGGACGUCAAGGCGGUCCGCUGAAAGGCAAAUGAUUGACUUGCAAUGGGGCUUCUUUAAAAUGUUCACAUCCGCGUCACUCCGUCCUGUAUUUUAUUUAAUCUAUAUUUUCGAGGCAGGCGACCUUUAGGAACAGGAUCCGGGAGGCUGUAACAGGGACCACAAGCGUUGCUCCGGCGUCCAUCACACCCACCACCAUCAGCACCAUUCUCUCUGUCAAACCGGUUCAGAUCGCUGUCAUAGCUUUCCCAAGUGCUGCGCCUUCCUGGAGGAUCAGAGGGGACAUGAACCCCUCACUCACCGGUUCCUGGUGGCCAUGAAGCGGCAGAACGUGCGGACUUUGUCUCUGAUUGUAUGCACGUUCACCUACCUGCUGGUCGGGGCUGCGGUCUUUGAUGCCCUAGAGUCGGAUUUUGAAAUGAGGGAGAAGGAGCAGCUGGAGGCCGAGGAGAAACGUCUCCAAGGGAAAUAUAACAUAAGCGAGGACGAUUAUCGGAAACUGGAGACGAUCAUCAUGGAGGCCGAACCCCACAGAGCAGGGGUCCAGUGGAAAUUUGCUGGCUCGUUUUAUUUUGCAAUUACGGUCAUUACAACUAUCGGCUAUGGGCAUGCAGCCCCAGGCACGGACGCUGGGAAGGCUUUCUGCAUGUUCUACGCAGUCCUGGGCAUCCCACUGACACUGGUGAUGUUCCAGAGCCUGGGUGAGCGCAUGAACACCUUCGUCAAGUACCUCCUGAAGCGCAUCAAGAAGUGCUGCGGCAUGCGGAUCACGGACGUUUCCAUGGAGAACAUGGUGACAGUGGGCUUCUUCUCCUGCAUGGGCACGCUGUGCAUUGGGGCCGCCGCCUUCUCCCAUUACGAGGACUGGAGCUUCUUCCAGUCGUAUUACUACUGUUUUAUCACAUUGACUACCAUAGGAUUUGGGGACUUUGUGGCUCUUCAGAAGAACCGGGCCCUGCAGAGGAAGCCCCUAUACGUGGCCUUCAGCUUCAUGUACAUCCUUGUGGGCCUGACGGUCAUCGGGGCCUUCUUGAACCUGGUGGUCCUUCGCUUCCUGACCAUGAACAGUGAGGACGAGCGGCGGGACGCAGAGGAGCGAGCCUCGCUGGCGGGCAACCGCAACAGCAUGAUCAUUCACAUCCAGGAGGACUCCCAGCACGGAAGGCAGCGCUACAAGGGCGACGUGACGGACCUGCAGUCCGUCUGCUCAUGCAUGUGCUACCGCUCGCACGAGUUCACCAGCCGCGUCGUCUCCCAGCAGAACUCCUUCAGCUCCCAGCUGAACCCCCAAUACUUUCACUCGGUCUCCUACAAGAUCGAGGAGAUCUCCCCCAGCACCUUGAAGAACAGCUUCUUCCCAUCUCCCGUCAGCUCGGUCUCUCCCGGCCUCCAUAGCUUCACAGACAAUCACCGGCUAAUGAAAAGGCGGAAAUCGAUUUGAGCCUACAAUAACGUUUAGCUUUUCGAUUUAUAACUUAGAUUCCAAAUGCUGCUCCCACCAAAUGUCGUUUUAGCACUUUUUUUUGGGUUCAAAUACUCACACACAUUAAUGCGCACAUGGAAAUAAGGACACACCAACACGUUUGGUUUGCAUCACUCACGGCUGAGGGAUGCAAAGCAUGACGCAUGGAUAUAUAAACGUCUUUUUCGUUUUAUUUUCCUUCCAGACUAUUAAAAAAAAAAAAAAUCAUACCUUAUUAUCUUACACAUGCAACACAUUAACCCUCCCACUUUGGACGGGUUCGAGUAAUACCGUGUCAUACCCACUUCUGCAUCCUAAAGCUUCAGUUAAAGGAUGGGUGGAGAGAAAUAUUUUCGAAAUGUAUAUGUCUGUCUUACCAAGACUUGAAUUGAUCGCAGCUGUGCGAUUCCAGUGCCACAGUAGAGACAGAAAUAAUUUUAAAAUGACUUUAAAGCAUCAAGUAUUAUUUUCUAUAAGCAAUUAUAUUUAGAAACAGGAGACUGGAUUCUUUUACAUCGAUGUAAUCAUGCCAAAAUACUAGCCAACCAGAGCAUGUGCAUUAAAUGUCAAAAAAUGGGUGUGCGAUGGAUAUUAGAAUUUAUUUCAAUUUAUUUUUCAUUUUUUUAAAAGGAGAUUUAAUAUAUGGUAUAUGUAUCUGUACAUAUGGUUUUUCCAGAUCGUGUAAAAAGGGCAAAGGGGAAGCGUAAGUUUUUUUAAAGCUUGCCAGUUGUUGGAUGCAUGUACUUUAUAUAAUUGGUUUGCUUACUGGGAAAGAGGGAAAAAAAGAAUAGAAAUCUAGCAGUUGAAUUAAAAGUUAAAAGCAAAUAACCUUGGAAUGUUUUUUUUAGAGAAAUAUCUUGUUUUAUUCUCUUUUUAUUUCCCACUUUAUAUAAUUUCGAUAACUAAGGCUAGACAAAACUGUAUCGCAUCUUUGCUUUCUUGGCUGUUGAUUAAAAUGUCUUAUUUGUUAAAGAGACGAAAGACGUGAAAUGGGUUAUUGUAAUAUUUGCUCUCAGGUUUAGGAUGGAUGGAACUCUUUUUGCUUUCUAACACUGGAGCGACGGUAUCUGGCGUUUUUGAAUAUUAAUGCUGAGCUCUCCCGUCUGCAUGACAUAGACAUAUCAAUCUUUUUGUUUCUUUAAAAGGUAAAUGUAAACAUUUUCUCAGGAAAAGCUCAUUUGAGAUGCAUCAUCUUGUUAUGCGAGGUUUCCUGCCAGAUCAAGUGUGUUUUGGCUAGCUGUAUACCACAGUGCUGCCCUCGGUGCGAGUGACUGCAGAGCUGCCGAGGGCUGGAAUACUUUAUGAGCAAUUCUGUAAGAAGGUUAGUAGCAAAGGCAGGAAUCCAUGCAUUAAAUGGCCACGCCUACUAUUCAGCCUGAUGUCAAGGAUGGGAAGAUAAAAACAAUGGUGUGUCAAGGAACGAUCGAGGGAAAAAGUCAUUUCUAAAACCACAAAUCACAGACCUCCUUCUCCUCCUCCAUUCCUUGGGCUGUUAAGGCUGCCGUUGUAAAUAAUAACACUGUAAUUACUGUGUGAUACCUUAAUACUCUCCGGAAAAGCAGAACGGUGCUAAGCCAAAUGGAUGAUGUCAUUCUCAUAGCGUUUCUGAGCCCUCAUAGGUUCAUUUGACACACUAGUUGUUGUUUUCUUUCCUUUUUUAACAUGAAUGUGUUCGCCGAGUUCGCGUCAGGGUAGCACUGUUUAGUACCAUUGUUUUUCCUCUCACCAUGUGGAUCGUUAUAUAAGGGAGACCCAUCCUGUAUUUUCCACUAUAUGUAAGAAACCUGACUGCUAUCGAUGUGACUGCCAUACUACCACCAUUCUGCUUCUCUGGAGUUUAACCCCUGUGUCUGGCCAGCUGCAUAUGAACUUUGGCCACAAGGGUUCAAACACAAUUGUCCUCAGUGGAAUGACUCUUCCAACUGGCUAUUCGUUAUGAUAAUCUUAUGAUGUGAUUUUCUACGAAAGGCUUGGAUGUGCAUGGUAUACAUUCCAGGGAUGACAAAAUGCUGUGGGAAACUUAUAAAAUAAACAUAGAUAUUUAUUUUGGGCUUGUAACAUGUAAGUUAAUUUCUGAAUGAUUCUGA
This is a messenger RNA of Brienomyrus brachyistius, 4054 nucleotides long. RefSeq names its product potassium channel, subfamily K, member 9 (gene kcnk9). NCBI's taxonomy places the organism in Eukaryota, Metazoa, Chordata, Actinopteri, Osteoglossiformes, Mormyridae. The record is from RefSeq and is a predicted model, not a curated record. Gene Ontology annotation, biological process: potassium ion transmembrane transport; stabilization of membrane potential. The transcript is spliced from 3 exons. Gene Ontology annotation, molecular function: potassium ion leak channel activity. Bases 822 to 1946 code for a protein of 374 amino acids. Gene Ontology annotation, cellular component: membrane.